ACACUAAUUGUAUUUCCGAACUGUAACAAACCGCAAACUUCUGCUAAGUUCAUAUUGAUGUUCUUUUAAUUUCCUCUUCAAAAAAUUGACACAACAAAAUGUCUAAGAGAGGACGUGGUGGUUCCGCGGGAGCGAAGUUCCGUAUCUCACUGGGUCUCCCAGUGGGUGCUGUUAUUAACUGCGCAGAUAACACAGGUGCAAAAAACCUGUAUGUCAUCGCUGUGCAAGGUAUCAAGGGUCGCCUGAACAGGCUGCCAGCUGCCGGAUCAGGUGACAUGAUCGUAGCCACUGUCAAGAAGGGUAAACCUGAACUUAGGAAAAAGGUUAUGCCUGCAGUGGUUAUCAGGCAGCGGAAACCGUUCAGGAGGCGUGACGGGGUGUUCAUAUACUUUGAAGACAACGCAGGCGUUAUAGUAAACAACAAGGGAGAAAUGAAAGGAUCAGCCAUCACUGGCCCCGUAGCUAAGGAGUGUGCGGAUCUCUGGCCUCGUAUUGCUUCCAACGCGAGCUCUAUAGCUUGAAAUUAAUAUACGUCUAAACAAAUA
This is a messenger RNA of Melitaea cinxia (Glanville fritillary), 545 nucleotides long. It is a transcript of the gene RpL23, whose product is annotated as 60S ribosomal protein L23. The transcript has 4 exons. The record is from RefSeq and is a predicted model, not a curated record. Gene Ontology annotation, cellular component: cytosolic large ribosomal subunit; ribosome. Gene Ontology annotation, molecular function: large ribosomal subunit rRNA binding; structural constituent of ribosome. Bases 99 to 521 code for a protein of 140 amino acids. Lineage: Eukaryota; Metazoa; Arthropoda; Insecta; Lepidoptera; Nymphalidae. Gene Ontology annotation, biological process: translation.